CACAAUCUUGUAGUCUGUGACCAAACGCGCUUCGGUUCGCGCGUAUUCUUAUUUGAAUUUCGAACGCGACAGUUUGAAUACGACUUCGAUUUUUAUUGGAGUUCGAAAGUGAUUUUUGAGAAUUCAAACGGUGCGCGUUAAAUAAAAAAGCAAAAAUGGCGGUAGUGUGGUUGGUUGUGCUAACGCUUUUUUCGAGUCAGGAGAUUUUUGCAAGUUAUCGUGACUGUUCGAAUAUUGGAAAUAUACGGAAUUGUGACGAAUGCAUUCGAUGUGCUGGCCACUGGUGCAACGAUCCUAAUGAAAACAGAAGAUGUACGAAAGAGCGGUUCGAUGACUGGUGUCCUGGGCAACAAGAAACGCUGACAUAUCAACAGGAAGUCACUGAACCUGGACAACACUUUAAACCGAAGUUCAUGUUGAGAAAUAUUCGCAGCGGCGCGGAUGACAGCGUGACGAUCGACUUUAAAUCUACCAGUAAUAACCCAAAGAUUGAUGUUGUCUUCAAUACAACACAAAACAAUUUGAGUCCGGACAGCAGCAUCAAAUGCGAGAACGGAGAAUGUCAUACCACCAUCGACGUAUUAACGGACACCGACUUCUGCGAUGCGAAAGGACACACUUCAGAGUUCUUCAAUAUAAAGCUCAAAGUAGAUAAUAUUGCUGAGGAGGCGGUUAUGAAGUUUCACGUCCCUUGCGCGUGCGCUUGCAGCGAAAAAGUUGAAAUACAGUCUCCGACGUGCAAUGGGAGAGGAAAUUUUACAUGCGGCACGUGCACCUGCAGUGGCGAUUGGACAGGAACGUUCUGCGACAUUCCCAUUUGCCACAAGAAGCGCGGUGAUGUCCCUUGCACUGACUCCACUCGAAGCGAUGUGGAAUGCUCCGGUAACGGAGUGUGCAGCGCUUGCGACGAGUGCGUCUGUUUCACCGACAGGAUUGGCUCUCAGUAUUUCGACAAAGACAAUUACUGCGCAGACAUUUGCACUAUAACCAACGACUGCGACGAUUGCUUCAAGAACCCGAUGCCAGGCAGAUGUGACCUCUGUCACUUUCCUCUCAUCCAUAAACCUUUCAACCAGAGUUUGCUUCAGGAAAAGGAUGACUUCAAUAGGAACGUCUGGGUCGCCUGCAAUGACACGUUAGAUGGGUGUUUCUUUGAAUACGUAGCGAUGAGAGACGCUAAUGAUGAUACGUACUAUAUGGUCACCAAAUCCUGCAACCCCGUUGAGGAGAAACAAGUCGUUGGAGGCGGUGUCAAUUUGACGCUGCCGCUGGUGCUGUGCGCGGUGGUGGCGGUAGUGGCGCUGGCGGCGGCGGGCGGAUACGCGGCGUGGCGCGCGCGGCCGCCCGCGCUGCCGCUCGCCGACCCGCUGUACCAGAACAUCGGCGCGGAGGACUGCACGGGAGAGAACCCGCUCUACAAGCCGCCUACCUCCUGCUUCAAGAAUCCCACCUAUGGGAAGUGGUGAUGGUGUUACCUGAUUCACGCCUUUCGGCACAGCAUCGAUACAUUGGGCUGAGUUCAAUGAAACCCAU
Messenger RNA from Zerene cesonia (dogface butterfly), 1533 nucleotides. RefSeq names its product integrin beta-6-like. The transcript is spliced from 7 exons. Gene Ontology annotation, cellular component: cell surface; focal adhesion; integrin complex. Bases 156 to 1466 code for a protein of 436 amino acids. Gene Ontology annotation, molecular function: integrin binding. Gene Ontology annotation, biological process: cell adhesion mediated by integrin; cell migration; cell-matrix adhesion. The record is from RefSeq and is a predicted model, not a curated record. NCBI's taxonomy places the organism in Eukaryota, Metazoa, Arthropoda, Insecta, Lepidoptera, Pieridae.